Paecilomyces variotii is the source of this 3899-nucleotide messenger RNA. RefSeq names its product C2 domain protein. Gene Ontology annotation, molecular function: lipid binding. Lineage: Eukaryota; Fungi; Ascomycota; Eurotiomycetes; Eurotiales; Thermoascaceae. The record is from RefSeq and is a predicted model, not a curated record. The coding region runs from base 112 to 3744 and encodes 1210 amino acids. The transcript has 5 exons.
CCACCGCUGGGACGGGGAUUCCUCUCUCGAUGACUCGGGCUUUCACUGCAACUUAAGAGCACAGACUGAUCCGGAACCACCUGCGCUAUUAUCAAUUCAAGCAUCGCCGAUAUGACCACCCAGCACGCGCCGGCAGGCCAUUGGGGCGUCAAUAAUCCCAUCCCCAAUAUCCAGCGGUUCGUAGAGAGCUUGGACAAGGACAAAAGAGAACGGGACAGGAGGAUCGAUGAGGAAGAACGCCAAAAGCGACAAGCGGAGAGAGAAGGGGGAGCGGUCCCCCACGGACAGCAGGAUUCCUCCAAGCACAAGGGCACACGAAAGGUGACCGACCCCACGACAGGCAAAGAGGUCGAAAUCGAGGAUGUGGGACGAGAUCUCGUGAAAGAAUCGAAGGACCCAGAUCUUUCGGUUCCCAAUGCCAACCUGAACAAGCCAACGCCCAUCAAGACGGAGCCUACACAGCCGCUACCGGAAUACAAGCACAACCAGGAUGUCACCGCACCGCCAGACCCCAUCGCCGAGGGGACAACAUCGGACGUCCCCAUUCGGGGUGAGAAGACCAAUGUCCUAUUCCAUCCUACGCCGUCCAUUACAUACCAGCCAAUGUUCGAGACCCUGGAGAAACGGGCUACCGGUCUUUGUAUCGCCACGGUUAUCGGCAUCAUUUUCGUGGGCAAGAUGUUUGGCGGUUCUCUCUGGGGAUUGAUCCCAUUGGCCUCUAUCAUCUCUUCAGGGACUUUCUUGUGGAUGAAGGAAGUUAUCAGGAGUGGCCGCGAAAUGGAGUGGAGUAGUGAACAGCUGCGCGGUGAGACGGCAACGGCAAACCUGCUACCGGAGUCUGUCGAGUGGAUGAACACGUUCCUGACCGUUGCAUGGGGUCUGAUGAACCCAGAUAUGUUUUCAGGCAUUGCGGACACUAUUGAAGAUAUCAUGCAAGCAUCUGUUCCGAGUGUCAUUGAGAACGUCCGUGUUGCGGAGAUUGAUCAGGGAAACAACCCAAUCCGUAUCCUCAGCCUUCGUGCCCUCCCUGAUAGUCACGUCAAGCAGCUGCAGGAAAAUGCUCACGAAGAGAAUAAGAAAAACAAGGAUCCUCAAGCUGCCGCAGCUGAUGAGGAGGGAGGCGACUACUACAAUCUGGAAGUCUCGUUUGCCUACCACGCCAAGCCAAGCGAAGGAAGUAUGGCGUCCAAGGCCCGCAACAUGCACAUGGAACUGGUCUUCUACCUUGGAGUGAAGGGCCUCUUUGGCGUGCCCCUGCCGGUCUUUGCGGAGUUGAUUGAGAUGGUAGGGACCGUUCGAUUGCGGUUGCAGAUGACACCACAGCCCCCGUUUGCGAAGAAUUUGACAUUCAGCUUCAUGGGAUUGCCUCACAUUCGCGCCGGUUGUACUCCUAUGGUCCGGAGCGGUGUCAACAUCUUGAACCUUCCUCUCAUCUCCAACUUUGUCAACUAUGCCAUCGGCGCGGCUGCCAGUCUCUAUGUGGCCCCCAAGUCCAUGUCGUUGGAUCUGAGCAUGCUGCUGAAGGGAGACGACAUCCAGAAGGACACCGACGCCAUAGGCGUCAUGUGGGUCCGAAUCCAUCGAGCGAUCGGUCUCAGCAAGCAGGACAAACGCGGUAGCGAAGGUGGCGGCAGUGAUCCUUACAUCAACCUGUCGUUCUCCAAAUAUGGAAAGCCCAUGUACUGUACCAGGGUGAUCACAGACGACCUGAAUCCCAUCUGGGAGGAAACAGCAGCACUGUUGGUGACGCCAGAGUUAAUAAAAGCGGACGAGCAGCUCAGCGUCGAGCUAUGGGAUUCUGACCGGAAUACAGCUGACGACAUCGUCGGGAAGAUCGAGGUGUCCAUCCAGGAGAUGAUCCAGCACCCUGGAAGAAUGUUCCCGCAAGUAUCCAAGCUACAGGGAAUGGAAGCGGGCAGCGAGAUGCCUGGUGAACUGCACUGGGAGGUUGGUUUCUUUGGAAAGCCGAAGCUUCGACCGCAACUGAGGACAGACGGCCAAUCCACAAACCUUCCGGAUACACUCAAGGAUAACCCCAAGUUUCAGGAUGAGAAGGGUGUCAUCACGAGUGACGAAGAGGACGCCGUUGUGCAUACCCCUCCUGACCCUCUGUGGCCCAGUGGUAUCUGCAGUAUCGUCAUUCACCAGAUCGUGAACCUUCAGCUAGAAAACAUCCAAGGAAGCAAAGGUAACAGGAAGAACAGAGAAUACGAGCCUGCCAAGCCCUAUGGUGAGAACAUUGAGGAGCAGGGCAAGGAGCUUCCUAACAGCUAUUGUACCAUCUUGCUGAAUGAUAACUUGGUCUAUCGCACUCGGUCAAAAGCGGUCAGCAGCAAACCCAUCUUUAACGCAGGAACCGAGCGAUUCGUCCGUGAUUGGAGAUCGGCGGUUGUCACUGUCACUGUCCGUGACCAGCGACACCGUGAGCAUGACCCAAUUCUCGGUGUUGUUCCCUUGAAGUUGUCGGAUAUCCUUCGGAAGAGUUCUCAGGUCACUCGAUGGUACCCUCUCGACGGCGGGAUUGGGUUCGGACGAAUUCGCAUUUCGCUUCUGUUCCGAAGUGUUGAAACCAGGCUCCCACCGAACAUGCUGGGAUGGGACGUUGGAACUUUCCAGUUCACGUCCGAUCGCGUCACUGCGGAGAAUUAUGCGCAUUAUGCUAAGAUCAAGCUACGUACGGGCGGAAGCACUGGCAAGAUCUCCAAGACUGUGGCCCAUGUGGACAGUGGGAACACCUACUACGACCUCAACCGGAGGUCUGGCAAAGAUCGAAUCAAGUUGCCUGUCAAGCACCGUUACCGCUCUCCAGUCGUUUUUGAAUUCCACAAUGCGCACACUCGAGGUACCGAUGCCUAUGCAGUUCUCUGGCUACAACACCUCGUCGACGGUGAGGACACUCAAAUUGACAUUCCCAUCUGGACAACCAAGAAUGGCCGCCGGCUCACCCAGAACUACGUCACGGAGGAGAACUGGAAGGCCAAGGAGGUACCCGGUCUAGAAGACCUCCAAGAAGUGGGUCGUCUGAAGUUCAGCUGCAAGUUCACCGCCGGGAUCGACGAAUCUCACGAGAGCUUCGUGGUGGACAAUGAUUCUCGCGAGACAUUCGAGACAUGGGAGACUUGCGUUGCAGAAGGCGUCCGCGAGCGUCAUGUUCCCGCCGAGAUCCCGGAGGAGGUUCAGCAACUCCACGAAAAGUCUCUCGUCGAAGGCCGUGACAUUCUAAAAAAGGCGAACCUAGAAGAGCAGAAGCUCUGGCUGGAUAAACAAGGUCACGACUGGAGUGGUGCUUUUGGACAGGAUCCUCGUGCAUACACUGACUCAUUCGGUCGGAAAGCCGCUGAACCGGGCGUUGAAAAGCCUCCCCACGACCCCAUCGUUCCUCCUCCAGUCGAGAAGCCCAGCGAACUCCAGAAACGCGACGGUGACGCUGCCGAAGAAGAAGUCGGCAAUUCGGACUCCAGCGAGACGAGCGAGUCGGAAGAGAGCUCCAACCUGACCAGCAACACCAGCAGCGCAGAUUCCGAAGCACCUAAUGGAGUACCUCGCAGCACCAGCGAUAUCAACAAGCAGAACAAGCGGGCUGAACAUCGUCAACAGCGCGGUCUCAUGCAGUGGAAGCCCGUCCGCAACGCCGUUUUCGCCAAAGACGAGGCCAAGUUCGCCCUACGCAAAGUGAAGAGAAAGAUCGGAAUGGGUGACCUCACUGGCAGAGAGCCUGAUGUUGAAACCGAGACUGGAUCAUAAAUGUGAAUUUGGAACACGAGAAUGAGAAUACGACAAAUGCUGGAAUUAACUCUUAAGGAUACGCCAUGACGUUUCGGAUCUGAUAUUGAUUAUGUUAUCUCAUACCUAUGCUCUGUACUGUACUCUAGUGUAACUUUACAUCUAAUUAAAACUUC